AUGGAACUCAACCGAGAACAUUUUUGCGCCACAAUUUAUUACAACUUUCAGAGACAAUAUUGCAACAAGAAUGCCUUGCUGAAAUUCAAACGUGGACGGGUGAGUCUUAGCGACGAUCCCAGGGUGGGUGAAGAAAAGCCAACAAAAAUGGUUGCGACAUUUGUGUCAAAAGCGGGUCAUAUUGCAACAAUUCCUCUUAAUGAGCAAAGAACUCUUCGAAGAAUCAACCCCGAAAGAAGAAUCAUCCUCCACCAAGACAAUGCAAGCUCGCACACAGCCCAAAGAACAACGCAUCCCGAUCUAAGUCCUAACGAUUUCUUUACUUUCCCGAAAAUUGAAAACACACUGCAUGGUCAAAGGUUCCAGUCACCAGAAGAAGCAGUUGACGCAUUCAAAAAUGCCGUUUUGGAUCUGCCAACAAACGAGUGGAAUAAGUGCUUCGAAAAUUGGUUCGAGCGCAUGCAGACGCGUAUUAAUCUUCGUGGAGAAUACUUCGAAAAACAAUAA
Acanthoscelides obtectus is the source of this 507-nucleotide messenger RNA. The record is from the annotation of a GenBank genome assembly. Lineage: Eukaryota; Metazoa; Arthropoda; Insecta; Coleoptera; Chrysomelidae.